Messenger RNA from Momordica charantia (bitter melon), 1702 nucleotides. The record is from RefSeq and is a predicted model, not a curated record. NCBI's taxonomy places the organism in Eukaryota, Viridiplantae, Streptophyta, Magnoliopsida, Cucurbitales, Cucurbitaceae.
CUUUCGCUGCCCUAAUAAAACUUUAAGCCACCUUCUCUUACUCAGAAAGAACUGAAGAGCGGCGAUUCUGUGCGUUAGUCUGUAACGGCCUUGUCCCCGCCGCCGCCGCCGCCGCCGCCGGCUCCUCGCCGUGCCCCGCCGCCAAUCCUCCUUCUCUCGGAGCAGAAUCAGAGAAGAGGCAACUCCGGGGACUUAUAUUGCUUGUUCUUCAGCCUUUCUUUUUGUGUUUCGCCAAUGGCACCAAAUAAGACGAGUAGGGAUAGACUGCGAAACCCGCAGCCCUUCCUCGCGGCGGACGACAACCCGUUUCCCAACAAGCAACAUUCCAAAGCGCGGAAGCGCCAUCAUCAGGAGGAUGAGAUGCUUUUAUCGUCCGGGAUGAGCUCCAAGAUUUUUAGGGAAGCUCGUAUUCAGCAGAAAGAGAAUGAAAUUGAAGCGAAGAACCAACUUCGUGCAAACUCUUUCUUUGAACUACCUGAACAAAUUCCCAACGACGAUGAGGACGAUGAGAUUGACGCUUUCAAUGGAUUCUCUGAAACUCAAUCUCAUAUUGGUACUUUUGAGGAGGAGGACAUUGCUGAGGAAGAUGAGCGCUUAGUGGAGGCUUUUUUGUCUAAGGAUGUAGGGCCGCAACAUACUCUUGCUGACCUUAUUGUUAGGAAAAUAAAAGAAAAUGAUGCUGUUGUCAGUUCAGAAGCACAACCUCUGCCAAAAUUAGAUACCUCAGUCAUAGACUUGUACAAAGGAGUGGGGAAAUCUCUUAACAAAUAUAUGGCUGGAAGAAUACCCAAAGCUUUCAAGCGCAUCCCUUCCAUGCAGCUCUGGGAGGAAGUUUUGUAUUUAACCGAGCCUGAAAAUUGGUCACCAAAUGCUAUGUUUCAAGCCACAAGAAUUUUUGCAUCCAAUUUGGGAGUAAAAAAGGUGGAGAAAUUCUAUAAGCUUGUAUUGCUUCCUGCAGUACGGAAAGACAUUCAAAAUAAUAAGCGGUUACACUUUGCCUUGUAUCAAGCAUUGAAAAAGGCCCUCUAUAAACCAACUGCCUUCUUCAAAGGAAUUUUGCUUCCUCUUUGCGAGUCUGGCACUUGCAACCUGAGGGAGGCUGUGAUCAUUGGGAGCAUUAUUCAAAAGGUUACUAUUCCUGUGCUUCAUUCAAGUGUUGCAUUAUUUAAGCUUGCAGAGAUGGAGUAUUGUGGCACAACAAGUUAUUUCAUUAAACUUAUAUUGGAGAAGAAAUAUGCAUUACCAUAUCGUGUAGUUGAUGCCCUUGUUGCACAUUUUAUGAGGUUUCUUGAAGAGACACGAGUAAUGCCCGUAAUAUGGCACCAGUCACUACUUGCAUUUAUGCAGAGGUAUAAAAAUGAAUUGCGGAAGGAAGAUAAAGCAAACAUUAGAAUUCUUCUUGAAAGUCAUAAGCACAAAGAUGUUACUCCAGAAAUUUUGAAGGAACUAAAUAAUAGCCGCAGUCGUGGUGAGAAGGACACUACUACAAUUCCAGCUCCUGUGUCUAAAGCUGUGGAAGAAGACAGGUUCAAUAUUCCACAAGUUCCAAUGGAAGAGGAUUGAUUCACCCAUUCCUCUGCUAUGGCAUCAUGUUGGUGCUCAAGUUUUUGCAGUUGAGAAACAAGAUAUUAUUGAUUUGUAAAGAUUAGUUUUAAUAUGCACAUUGAGAUCACAGUUUAUAAAUUUGUUAUUUGGAAAAAAA